AGCCAUGGUGGUCCAGGCGGCGAUCAACUGGACUCGCCAUGGCUGCGGGAGUCAUGCGCCGCCAGCGCGCCUCCCCGACGCCGAUGCUGGCGCGCGCGACGGGCGGCCCCCGCGAUGGCGCCGCCGCAGAGGCGACGGCGCGGCUGGGUCCGUGCUGCGCUGGCGGCCUGCCGCUGCUGCUCGGCCGUCCGCGCUCGGGGCGGGCCUGCAACGCCCUAGAGGCCGCUGGUCACGGCGACGCCGGCACGGGCCGCAGCGGCGCCAGCAGCGGCGCCAGCAGCGGCUGCGGCGCCAGCAGCGGCGGCAGCGGCGGCACCACGGAUGCAGGAGUCCGCGGCGCCGGCGAUGGCUGCGGUGCCAGCAGCCCCAGCAGCGGCAGCAGCAGGGCAGGGGGCGGCGGGCCCGCCUCAAGGCCGCUCGACGGGGCCAGGCGCCGCGGGCGCAGCUUCUCCUCGGUCAGCAGCCUGGGAGACCGGUCUCACCUGGAGGUGCGCGCUGGCAAGAUCGCCGUGUCCGGCCGCUACCAUGAGCAGACCCAUCGGAUAGAGCAGGACUACGACAUCCACAGGGCGGUCUGCGGCGUGGGCCAGAGUGGGCAGGUCCGCGUGGCCACUAGGAGGGGCUCGCCGCGGGGGCGGCGGAGGUAUGCCGUCAAGGCCUUCGAUGUCGCCGCCGCCUCGGAGUUCUCUCGGAACAUGUGGGCGGGCGAGGUCGAGGUCUUUCUGUGCAUGGACCACCCGCACAUUGCCCGCCUGUACGAUGUGUACGAUCAAGGGAACAUGCUGUAUCUAGUAAUGGAACUCAUGGAAGGAGGUGAGCUGUUCGACCGGGUGGUGAAGCAGAGGGCCUUCUCGGAGCCGGCAGCGGUGGAAAGCACCACGCAGAUCCUCUGGGCCCUGAACUACCUGCACAAGCACAACGUUGUGCACCGCGAUUUGAAGCCUGAGAACAUAGUGUUCGACAGGAAGGACAGCAGCGUCCUCAAGCUGAUCGACUUUGGGUUCAGCAGGAUCUGGGAGCCCGGAGUGAACAUGGAGGCCGAGUUCGGCUCACCUGGGUACAUGGCGCCAGAGGUCCUGACCGGCAGUUACACCAGCCAGUGCGACCUGUGGAGCUUGGGCGUCAUUGUCUUCGUUAUGCUGUGCGGCUAUGCGCCCUUCCCCGGCUCCCGGGCCGAGAAGAGGGCCAACAUCAGGCAGGGAAAGUUCCACAUGUGCCCGAAGCGCUGGGCCCACGUCUCGAAGGACGCCCAGGCGUUCACCAGGAGCCUGCUGGUGGUGGAUCCGUCCAGCCGCCUAAGCGCGCGGGCCGCCAUGGACCACCCGUGGCUCGCCCAGCAGCACCCGACUAGCUUCUGGAGGCGCGAGGCGAAGCUGAACGGGUCGGUGGUCACGGCGCUGAGAGAGUUCGGGCGGGCCUCCAAGUUCCGCCGCUGCUGCCUCGAGAUGAUCGCCUGGUCCCUAUCCAGCGAGGAGUGCGAGGGGGUGCUCGAGCAUUUCAGGGCAAUGGACCAAAGCAGGCAGGGGACCAUCACGCUGUCCGAGCUGCAGGCCGCACUGAGGCGUGGGUUCGGGGUGCCCGACUCGGAGGUCCGCCAGAUCUUCACCGCCAUGGACACGAACAGUGACGAGGAAAUCCACUACUCCGACUUCCUGGCGGCCAUGGUCAGCACCUUCGUUGAUGUUGGAAGCACAGGGACUUCUGUGGUUGAUAAUUAUUUCUUCAGAAAUGAGAGUUCAACGACAAUACCAACACCAUCAACAACACGAACAGCAUUCUUUGGCCUAGACCAGGGGCGCACGACAAGAGAACAACGGUAGUACAUCACGGAAUCGGACCGCUAACGGUGCGGACGAGAAUUCCCAGACAUACAAACAACAAGCCCCCAACCAGAUCGUGAAAACGGGUGAAUAUCGCCCCCCAUCGACUUUCACAUCAUCUAAGGUAAGCACCCACAUCGACGUCGGCGACCACCACCUGUUGGCCGCGUUCGCGAGGUUCGACGCCGACGGUUCGGGCCACAUCACGGUUGAGAGCCUGCGCCAGGUGCUCGGCGACACCUUCAAGGGCGAGCGGGCCGCCGCGCUGCUCGGCGAGGCCGACCCGCGGAACGACGGGCGCGUGUCGUACGAGGAGAGUUCGCCGCCUUCGUGCGCGGGGGCGCGCUGCAGGGGCCCCGCAGCAGCCCCGCGCCGCAGCCUCUGGAGCAUCGGGGCAUGGGAGGCGGAAGAAGCGCUGGCCGAGCAUCUUGAGCGCAGGGAGUGCCUCCCUCGCGGCCAAGGUGGCAUCGCCGGUGAAGAGGCGGGGCGCGCAAGGGGCGUAGGCCCCGCGCCGCUUCCCGGCGAAGGCCGUACCGGCUGUCUCUGCUGCGCGGCUGCUGCUGCUGCUGCUGCUGCUGCUGCUGCUGCUGCUGCUGCUGCUGCUGCUGCUGCUGCUGCUGCUGCUGCUGCUGCUGCUGCUGCUGCUGCUGCUGCUGCUGC
Messenger RNA from Prorocentrum cordatum, 2480 nucleotides. NCBI's taxonomy places the organism in Eukaryota, Dinophyceae, Prorocentrales, Prorocentraceae. The record is from the annotation of a GenBank genome assembly.